CCAUUUGUGAAUUCAUGCAUGCUUUUAGGUUCAAAGAUCUCAAACAAGGUCAGCUCAUAGUUCUUCUACAUCUCUUUCAUGAAUUCCCUAUUAAAAAUUAGGUUAUAUUCACACAGCAGUCAAGAUCUUGGUUUUGAUUUCAUGUUUGAUUCUUGAAACUGUACAAAGUUGUCACAUUUUUACAGGUUAGAUCCACAUUGCAUCUUGGUACAUUAAAAAGAUCUAUUAUUUUGUGAUUCUUGAUGGGGUUUUCAAACACCUUCAAGAUCUUGAUCUCGGUUUCGAUAUCGAUAUCAUGUUUGAGUCUUGAAACUGUUAAUGGGUAUUAUCUUCCUGGUAGUUUUCCCCAUAGAUAUUUUGUGGGUGAUCAAUUAUUUGUUAAAGUUAACUCCCUAACCUCAAUAGAUACAGAAAUCCCAUAUGGGUAUUACACUUUGCCUUUCUGUAAGCCUCUUCAAGGCAUUAAAGAUAGUGCUGAAAACCUAGGUGAGCUGCUCAUGGGAGACCGAAUCGAAAACUCUCCGUAUCGGUUUAACAUGUACAAGAACGAAUCCGAGAUCUUUUUGUGCGAAACGAAUCCCUUAUCGAGCGAAGAGUUCAAGACUUUGCGAAAACGAAUAGAUGAUAUGUAUCAGGUUAACCUGAAUCUUGAUAAUCUUCCUGCCAUUAGGUACAUGCAAAGAGAUGGAAUAUUUCUUAGAUGGACAGGCUAUCCUGUAGGGAUUAAGGUUCAAGAUGCUUAUUAUGUCUUUAAUCAUCUAAAGUUUACGGUUUUGGUCCAUAAGUAUGAGCACAGUAACGUUGCUGGUGUGAUUGGGACCGCAGAUGCAACAGAGUUGAUCAGGCCCGCCAAUGAAACCGCCACCACCGAGGAAGGUUAUGUGGUUGUUGGAUUUGAGGUUGUCCCUUGUAGUGUGAAACAUGAUCUGAGUUUACUAAAGAACAUUGAACCUUAUAGCAAGUACCCUUCAACUAUCAAAUGUGACCCGGUUUCGGUGGGAAUGCGUGUGACCGAAGGUAAACCGAUAAGCUAUACGUAUGAUGUUUCGUUUGUGAUGAGUGAUAUUAAGUGGCCUUCGAGAUGGGAUGCGUAUUUGAAGAUGGAAGGAUCAAACGUCCAUUGGUUUUCGAUCUUGAAUUCGUUGAUGGUUAUAACGUUUCUUGCGGGUAUAGUUCUUGUGAUAUUCUUGAGGACGAUACGGAGAGAUUUGGCCCGUUAUGAGGAGUUAGAUAAGGAAGCUCAAGUUCAAAUGACUGAGGAGUUAUCGGGGUGGAAGCUUGUCGUUAAUGAUGUUUUUCGAUCGCCAAACAACCCUCAACUUCUUUGUAUCAUGGUUGCGGAUGGGUGUCGGAUUCUUGCAAUGGGCAUUGCAUCAAUCUUCUUUGCGGCUUUAGGGUUUAUGUCCCCGGCUUCGCGGGGAACCCUGAUCACUGGCAUGCUUCUGUUCUAUGUGUUAUUGGGCAUUAUUGCCGGUUAUAGCGCAGUUUGGCUAUGGCGAACGCUCUCGACCGGUGAACGUAGAGGAUGGUUUUCCGUCUCAUGGCGGGUUGCUUGUUUCUUUCCCGGAAUCUCAUUCCUUAUACUGAUUAUCAUAAACUUGCUUUUAUGGGGAAGUCAUAGCACUGGCGCGAUCCCUUUCACCACAUUUCUCAUUUUAAUCCUACUUUGGUUCGGAAUCUCGGUCCCCUUAACCUUAAUAGGAGGAUUUAUGGCCACAAAAGCUCCAUACCUCGAGUAUCCGGUUCGGAUCAAUCAAAUCCCUCGAGAGAUCCGGGCCCAAAAGUUCCCAUCCUGGCUUUUGGUCCUUGGAGCCGGGACUCUCCCUUUCGGGACACUUUUUAUCGAGCUUUUCUUCAUCAUGUCAAGCCUUUGGCUCGGGAGAGUGUACUAUGUUUUCGGGUUUCUUUUUGUUGUUGUCAUUUUGCUUGUGAUGGUUUGCGCCGAGGUGUCACUAGUUGUGACUUAUAUGCAUCUUUGUGUUGAGGAUUGGAGAUGGUGGUGGAAGUCGUUCUUUGCAUCCGGUUCGGUUGCCUUGUAUAUCUUCUUGUAUUCGAUCAACUAUCUGGUGUUCGACCUCAAGAGCUUGAGUGGACCCGUGUCGUCGAUGCUCUACUUGGGUUACUCGUUGUUUAUGGUCAUCGCGGUUAUGUUGGCGACGGGUGCAGUUGGGUUCUUAACGUCUUUAUUCUUUGUUCAUCGACUCUUUUCAUCUGUGAAGAUAGAUUAAUUGUAAUUUCACUUGAAUGUUGAACAUGAUCUUUUUGUUUGGGUUUUUGUAGCU
Messenger RNA from Helianthus annuus (common sunflower), 2282 nucleotides. Its product is annotated as transmembrane 9 superfamily member 11. The transcript has 2 exons. Lineage: Eukaryota; Viridiplantae; Streptophyta; Magnoliopsida; Asterales; Asteraceae. Gene Ontology annotation, cellular component: membrane. The coding region runs from base 243 to 2228 and encodes 661 amino acids. Gene Ontology annotation, biological process: protein localization to membrane. The record is from RefSeq and is a predicted model, not a curated record.